This is a messenger RNA of Caenorhabditis elegans, 3921 nucleotides long. It is a transcript of the gene eea-1, whose product is annotated as FYVE-type domain-containing protein. Gene Ontology annotation, molecular function: metal ion binding; calcium ion binding. The transcript is spliced from 11 exons. NCBI's taxonomy places the organism in Eukaryota, Metazoa, Nematoda, Chromadorea, Rhabditida, Rhabditidae. Bases 6 to 3623 code for a protein of 1205 amino acids. The record is from RefSeq and is marked reviewed.
AACACAUGCUUCGAAGGUUGAAAGAACAAGUUUCGCAAGUCGCGAAUGAUAUUGACGGCCGACUAAACAACAGUCGACCAAGUAUUUCAAGUCAAGGUUCACAGUCGCAAUCACAAAAAUCAGAAAAUGAUCAGGAGAUCGAAGGGUUCUUGUGCCCAAUGUGUAUGGUAGAGCUCGGUGGUCCUGAUGAACUUACUGUUCAUUUUGAAAAAGAACAUUCUGACUUUCAGACAUCAGCCAACAGAAAUCAUCCCGAUUACACUCCACCUCAGCAAGCUCCACUCGCCUUUGCUACAAAAGAUCAAGAAAUUGAAGAGCUUCGAAUAAGAGUUAACGAAGAGAAACGUUUUGCUGAACGGAUAAAAGAAGAACUUGAUAAUAUUAAAUCGGUAAUGGCAAUAGCUUCAGAAGUCACAGAAGAUGAGAUUCCAUACAUGGCACAGCAGAUUCAAGUUCUCACAGCCGACAAAGGAAUGGUUACUCGGCAAUUUCUGGAACUUGAGAAAGAGAGCGGCCAGCAGUCCCGAGAAUUGCAACAAGUUAAACAAGAACGUGGAGAUUUGAUGGCCAAAUUGAAACAGAUGAGCGUCACAAUGCGCGAAAUUACGGAUGAAUCUGAAUCGGGCAAAGUUGAAAUGGAGGAUCUGAAAAGAGAGCUGAAAGUUGUGAAAUCAGAUGUUGUUCGGUACGAAAUCGAAGUUUCUCGGCUUGAAAAGAUGCUCGAUCAGAGGCCUUCUGAAGAUGAUGUGAAUGUUUUGCGUACUGAGCUAGUUAAUGCUCAAAAACUAAUGGAUGCUAUUUCUCAGGAGAAAGAUAUCGAAAUCAAGGAACACCUAAAUUCGAUUCGUAAUUUAAGCAUGGAACGUGAAAAACAGCACAUCGUAAAUGAGAACUUGGAAAAGAAAAUUGGCGAAGGAGAAGAAACUGUGAAGCAGUUGCAAAUAUCGUAUGAUGCUCAAUCCGAAGAAUUGAAACAACGAAAUGAACGGGUUGUUCAAUUAGAAGCCAGAAUCGAAGAGAACGUGUUCGAAUUAAGUGAAAACAAGCAAAACGUUAAAAGGCUCGAAGAUAAAGUACAAGAAUCACAAGAUGCUCUUCAAAUGUUAUCUAAUAUCAAUGGAUCUAAUGAAGAACAAAUGAUAAGCCUGAAUUCAAAAUUCGAGCGGAAUACAGCGGAGAGGAAACGAAUUGAGGCGGUUUUCGAGGAAAAAGUAACAGUGCAAGGGGAAAGACUAAAAACGCUUGAAAUGGCAAAUCUUGACCUCACUAACGAGCUCGCCUCAAUGGGAUCUCUUCUCGAUAAGGAACGAAGUCUUCUGGAAGAAAAGAACAAAGAAAUUUCGGAACGAGACUCGUCCAUCAAUGAUUUGAAAGAAAAGUUGGCAGAAAGUGAGAAAAAAGCAACAAAGUACAAAAACGAGUUGAAAGAACACGCUGAUCUUGUCGAGAAUCUUACUCUCCAACUCAACAAACUUCAAGAAAACUCGAAAGAUUUAAUGGAGAAAAUCUCAGCCGGAGAAGGUGGAGCCAAGAUGGCAAUCGAGCAACUUGAACAGGAAAAAGUGAAAUUAACGAAUGAACUCCAAACAUCGUCUGAAAAAACUAAGAAAGCUUCCGGAGAACUUGAAGCCAAAAUUUCAGAAUUGGAGAAAAAGCUGAGAGAUGCUGAAGCAUCAAGGACUGACAAAGAACAAAAAUGGAAACAAGAAAAAGAAUCAUUCGAAAGGAAACUUGCUGAAGCUGAAGAUGAAAUUAAAAGGAAAGGAGAAAGAUUUGUUGAAAUGGAAAAAGAAAUGGAAGAGGAACGACAAAAGGCAACUGACAGAACAUUAAAGUUGAAGGAUGCUCUUGUGAAUUCGGAAAAGAAUUUAGAAACAAUUAAAAAAGAGAGUGAAGAUCGCGAAAAGAUUGUUCGGGAGAAAGACGCACAUUUGGAAGAGAACAAGAAACGAAUUGAAGACGCAGUUCAGAAGCUUGAAGAAGCCGAAAAACGAGCAAGAGAAUUGGAAGCUUCAGUUUCGAGUCGAGAUACAACUGUUUCAACUAAAGAAUCAGAGCUCUCCGAGCUAAAGGGAAAAUUGACAGAAUCGAAUUCGUUCAUAGAAGAACUCAAAGUGCAGGUAGAGAAGGUGAGCAACGAGAUUUCCGAAAAACAACAAGAAGUCGAGAAUCUAAUGGCGGAGAUGCGUGAUAAGGAGGCUCAUUGGAAAACGAAACGAGACGAAUUCGAGGCUCAGAUGCUUAGAAAUCAAGAAGACAAUGAAGAAGCUUCUUCAACAUUGAAAUCAGUUCAAGAACAGUUGAUGAAAGAAAAAGAGACAUCUGGCGAAGAAAAAAAUCAGCUCAUCUCGGUCAAAUCUCAGCUUGAGGAAUUGAAAACAGAAGUCGAACGGCUUAUUCGUUCAGAAGAAGAAAAGACACAAGAAAUAGAAAAAUUGAAAUCAGCUGUCACAGCUACUACUCAAGAGCGUGAUGAAUUGACUGCAACAUCAGAGUCUCUUCGAACAGAAUGUGAAAAUCUCAAUAGCAAAAUUCAAUCCAUUGAAGAAAGUCGUAGGCAUGCCGAAGAAAAAGGAUCUGAAAAUUUGGAGAGAAUGAUUACGGAAAAGUCAAGACUUGAAAAAGAUAUUGAAGAAAGGGAAUCCACAAUUCAGUCGAUUCAAGAAGCAUUAGAAACCAAAGAUAACGAAAUUGAGUCUCUGAAAACUACGCAACGUGUCGUGGAAGAUGAGCUAGUUUCAAAAAUCUCGCACAUCGAAUCUUUCAAUUCUAGAAUUGAAGAGUUUGAGAAAGAAAUGGCCAGUGGAAAGAGAACGAUCGAACGAUUAGAAGCAGAAAAAGCAGAAGAAACUGAGAAGCUUGUCGUUUUCACUGGAACACAGAGCCAGAAACAAGAAGAAUUGGAAAAGUUGCAGAAGGAGAUUCAAGAGAAGGAAACUACGAUUGCAAGGAUGACAUCCAGCAAAACACAAUUUGAAGCCAUGUUCGCCGACGUUCAACAGACACUUUCGAAAGAAAUAAAUGAUAAAACUGAAGAAAUUGAACGGCUCAUGGAAAGAAUUGAUAGCCUUGAAAAGGUGAAUCAUUCAAGAAUCGAAGAAUUAGAGAGCAGAUUGACUCAAAGAGAACGAGUCGUUGAAUCUCUUGAAGCUGAUUUGGCUGCAGUCAGAAAUAUCGAACAAGAGAAACUUGAUGAGUUGCAGAAAUUGAAAGAAGAAUUUGAUGAAUUGAAAAAAGCUGAAACAAUGUGGCAAGCAGAGAAAGAUAUGCUAAUCGAGCGGUGUCUUGGCAGUGAAAGUGACAUUGAAUACGAGAAAGAGAGAUCACAAGAGAAUAAGAGAAGAUUUGAUGAUGCUCUUUCAGCCAUGCAUGAACUUGGAAGAGCCAAUCAGUCACUGCAGAUUGAUGCCGACCGUUACAGUUCUCGGAAAUGGCUUGACGAUGCAGAAGCAAUUAAUUGUACCGAAUGUGGAAAGGUGUUUUCUCUGACAGUUCGAAAGCAUCAUUGCCGAGUUUGUGGAAAGAUUUAUUGCAAUCCAUGCAGUUCAAAAUCAGUCCGAAUUGCGAGUGCCAAGAAUCCAGUCCGAGCCUGCAACACGUGCUUCACUGAUUCCCAGAAAUGAUUUUAUUAAUUUAUAAUUUUAAAAUUUAAAUUCAAUGAUCUGAUUAUGAUCUAUGUUUGUAAAUUAUCAAAUGCCCUAAUUUAUAUACAAGUACACUUAUAUUUAUUAAUCAUAUUGAAUCCAUCUCCCAAUCCCUGCCCGUAUAUACAGAGUUAUGUGCCAUUUCACGAGACCGCCCCCAAUCAAAAAGACACUCACGAGUUUCAGUUUUACCAAUCCCGAUCCUAGUUCAUUGUGUGAUACAUUGCCAUUUUAGUCAUUUUCUUUCUAUGUGCUAUUGAUGAAUUUAUAUUGAUUA